Molecule: messenger RNA, 2628 nt
Organism: Oncorhynchus keta (chum salmon)
Lineage: Eukaryota; Metazoa; Chordata; Actinopteri; Salmoniformes; Salmonidae
Product: guanine nucleotide-binding protein G(i) subunit alpha-1
Exons: 9
Coding region: 383-1447 (354 amino acids)
Biological process (GO): adenylate cyclase-modulating G protein-coupled receptor signaling pathway
Cellular component (GO): heterotrimeric G-protein complex
Molecular function (GO): G-protein beta/gamma-subunit complex binding; GTPase activity; G protein-coupled serotonin receptor binding
Source: RefSeq, a predicted model, not a curated record
AGAAAAAAAACAGGAAGUAUUCGUGUAGCCAGCUGGUGGUAAUUGUAGUUGAAUGAGCAGAGCUCACUGUGGCAGUGAAGGACGGACGCCCUGAGACAGAGAAAUUCGCGGUGGAACUGUUUUCAAUUAAAACUAUUUAUGCCACGACGAGAGAAAUAGCUUACACUGACUGAAAGUAUAGGAAUAUAGUGGACUGGAGAAGCACACUCCUGGUCCUUUAAAAAAAUAUUUAAUAAAAGUGUAAAUCCAAGCGACCCGAUAGCUUUCACACAAGGGCGUGUGUGGGUCUCGGGAGCACUGGGUCGCUUUUUAUCCCUUGCAUGUUGUUACUGUAUAUAUUUGAUAUUUUUGCAUCACUUGGGUCCGGAGGAUUUGCUUGAGGAUGGGGUGUACCCUGAGCACGGACGAUAAAGCGGCGGUGGAGCGCAGUAAAAUGAUCGACAGGAAUUUGCGGGACGACGGGGAGAAAGCCGCAAGAGAGGUCAAGCUACUGCUUCUCGGUGCUGGUGAGUCGGGGAAGAGCACAAUAGUCAAGCAGAUGAAGAUCAUCCACGAGGCAGGCUACUCGGAGGAGGAGUGUAAACAGUACAGGGCUGUGGUCUACAGCAACACCAUCCAGUCCAUCAUCGCUGUCAUCAGAGCCAUGGGACGACUCAAGAUCGACUUUGGAGACGCCGCCAGAGCUGAUGAUGCGAGACAGCUGUUUGUGCUGGCGGGGUCGGCAGAAGAAGGUUUCAUGACGGCGGAGCUGGCCGGGGUCAUCAAACGCCUGUGGAAAGACGGAGGGGUACAGGCCUGCUUCAGCCGAUCACGAGAGUACCAGCUCAAUGACUCUGCAGCAUAUUACUUAAAUGAUUUGGACAGGAUAUCCCAAGCCACCUAUAUCCCGACCCAGCAGGAUGUCCUGAGGACCAGAGUCAAAACCACAGGCAUUGUGGAGACACAUUUCACCUUCAAGGACCUCCACUUUAAGAUGUUUGAUGUUGGAGGUCAGAGGUCCGAGAGGAAGAAAUGGAUCCACUGCUUCGAGGGUGUCACUGCCAUCAUCUUCUGUGUGGCGCUCAGCGACUAUGACCUGGUGCUGGCUGAGGAUGAGGAGAUGAACCGGAUGCAUGAGAGCAUGAAGCUGUUUGACUCCAUCUGCAACAACAAGUGGUUCACAGACACCUCCAUCAUCCUCUUCCUGAACAAGAAAGACCUGUUUGAGGAGAAGAUCAAGAAGAGCCCUCUAACUAUCUGUUACCCAGAAUACGCAGGCUCCAACACUUACGAGGAAGCUGCGGCCUACAUCCAGUGUCAGUUUGAGGACCUGAACAAGAGGAAGGACACCAAGGAGAUCUACACCCACUUCACCUGCGCCACCGACACCAAGAACGUGCAGUUUGUCUUCGACGCAGUCACUGACGUCAUCAUCAAGAACAACCUGAAGGACUGUGGACUCUUCUAAGUCCUGGAUUUGAUCGAUGGAAGUUUUCUGGCGGUGAAAAACCAGCAUAAUGUGCAUUUUCGGGGAGAAGAUCAGGAGAAUCUGAGUGGGGAGAAUCAAUUAUGGACCAUUGCUGUACUGUAUUCCACUUUUAAUGGAUUUAUUUAUGUUUUUAUCUUGGAACAUUUUGAAUUUGUGUUUAAACAUUUGUGUUUGAUGUUUGUCAUUGUAAAAUCAUUUUCACACUUUUCUUUUUUGGAAGAAGCUUGUUUUAUUUAGUUUGUUCCUUUUUUAUGCCCUCUGGAAAAGGAAGCUUGUUUUAUUUAGUUUGUUCCUUUUUUAUGCCCUCUGGAAAAGGAAGCUUGUUUUAUUUAGUUUGUUCCUUUUUUAUGCCCUCUGGAAAAGGAAGCUUGUUUUAUUUAGUUUGUUCCUUUUUUAUGCCCUCUGGAAAAGGAAGCUUGUUUUAUUUAGUUUGUUCCUUUUUUAUGCCCUCUGGAAAAGGAAGCUUGUUUUAUUUAGUUUGUUCCUUUUUUAUGCCCUCUGGAAAAGGAAGCUUGCCUUUUGGUGGAAAUAUUCCUUUUCUCCCUCCCCAAUUGUUAGGGGAAAGGGAUUUGAUUUGAGCUCAGUUUGUUGGUACUGUGCCUUUGCAUGUCCUUUUCUCUGCAGUCACUGACCAAAUUUCUAUUUUUUUGCCUGCUAAAAUUGUUCCAACAUAAAAGGUGAAACAUUUCCUGAGGGAUAUUAACAGUCUUUGGUGCACAUUCCCAACCAAUUUAGUGGCGGAAUUCCCUGUGGUCCAAAUGUGUGUUUGUGUGUGUCUCGAUGGUGACCAACGCAGCCCCGCCCACAGGCUGUCCCAUACUGACAAAGGGAUGUGGUUUUUAACAGUACACCAUAUCAAAUGUGUAUCCAAUAUGAACCCUAGCUAGGUCAAGGAGCUUACGUUAUGCUGUGGAAUUAAAGAACAGCUAAACCGGAGUAAUAUUUUAUUGUAUAUUUUAAGAUUUAUUUAAGGAGAUUUCGGGGACUUGGUCUCUGCGAUCACUGCAGAAUCACAAUUGUAAAGCAAAGUAAAAAUGGAUGGGGAACAAACACAUGGUUAUGGUCUGUAACCAGCCACAGCUGUCUGUGUGUUCUCCAACAGACGGGGAGCCUUUGUACACUUAUUCCCUUAUUUUGCUAAUAAAACCCUUUACAAACCA